AUGUCUGUAGUACACUUGAAUAAAGGAGAUGAAGGCUACCACGCAUUAAUAUGGUUGUUCAUUCACCUGUGGAGGGCUUACUUCUCCCUCCCAAGGCCAUGUCCAGAAGUGGACACGAAUACAGUCAGUGUUUCUGAGGCUGGGCAGGGGGUACCCUCGGCCUGGUCUGAGCAUCUGGACAAGAGUCAGGGAAGCAGGGUUGCUUCGUUGAGAGUCCUCAUGGUGCCACUUAGCCAGCUCAUGAGUGACCCUGGGGACGGCGGGCUCCCUGGCAGAGCCCCAUGCGGGGACUUGCUGAGGGAGGUGAGAUGA
Molecule: messenger RNA, 312 nt
Organism: Rangifer tarandus platyrhynchus (Svalbard reindeer)
Lineage: Eukaryota; Metazoa; Chordata; Mammalia; Artiodactyla; Cervidae
Source: the annotation of a GenBank genome assembly